UAGGCACCGUCUUUGGCUACUAUAGACCUAGCAAAGUGCAACGGGAAAGACCUGCAUUGGAUGGGCUGUGUGUUAGUCCAUUAUGCAAGUUUGCCCUUCAAACUGAGUAAAAGCUUAUUUAAUUACUAAGUUUUAGUAAUACAAAACUAAAUAAAAUAGUCUAAGGCAAGUCGAAGAAAACAGGGCAACUGUGAAUUCCUAUGUGCAAAGACGUAACCUCCAGAAAAUAAGGUAAUCGUGGUAAAACAGACCGAGCGGUCGAACGGAGAGAGAGAGAGAGAGAGAGGGCGCGGCCAUGACGCACCGGACCAUCCACCUGUUCCGAAAGGGGCUCCGUCUCCACGACAACCCGUCCCUGGUGGCGGCGCUGGAGUCGUCGGCGGCGGUGUACCCGGUGUUCGUGCUGGACCGGGCCUUCCUGGAGGGGGCGACGCGCAUGGGCCCGCUGCGCUGGCGCUUCCUGCUGCAGAGCCUGCGGGACCUGCGGGACGGGCUGGCCGCGCUGGGCUCCCGCCUCCACGUGCUGCAGGGCGGCCACGAGGCCGUGCUGCGCCGGCUGGUCCGCCGCUGGGGCGUCACGCAGCUCACCUUCGACGCCGAGGUGGAGCCCUUCUACGCCCGGCUGGACGACGGCCUGCGGGCCCUGUGCCAGGAGCUGGGGGUGCUCGUGCGCUCCUGCGUGGCCCACACCCUCUACGACGUCCGGAGGAUUAUCAAAGCCAACGGAGGGGAGCCCCCACUGACCUACAAGAAGUUCCUGCAGGUGCUGUCCGUCCUGGGAGAGCCUGACAAGCCAGCGCGGGAAAUCACGCUCCAGGACUUCCAGAAGUGUAAAACUCCUGUGGAUGAUGGAAAUGACGAGCAGUACCGGAUUCCAAGCCUGGAGGAUCUUGGGAUAGAGGUGGACCUGGAGGUCUUGUGGCCUGGUGGGGAGAGUGAGGGACUGAAAAGACUGGAGAAGCAUUUUGAGAGUCAGGGUUGGGUUGUCAACUUCUCCAAACCCCGCACCAUUCCAAACUCCCUGUUACCGAGCACAACCGGUCUCAGUCCCUACUUCAGCCUGGGCUGUUUGUCUGUCCGCUCCUUCUACUACAAGUUGUCCAACGUCUAUGCACAGUCCAAGAACCACUCCCUGCCCCCAGUGUCACUCCAGGGGCAGCUGCUGUGGAGAGAGUUCUUCUACACUGUCGCCUCUGCCACCCCCAACUUCACCAAGAUGGCCGGCAAUCCCAUCUGCCUCCAGAUCGGCUGGUACGAGGACCAGGCGGCGCUGGAGAAAUGGAGGACGGCGCAGACGGGCUUCCCCUGGAUCGACGCCAUCAUGACCCAGCUGCGGCAGGAGGGCUGGAUCCACCACCUGGCCCGGCACGCUGUGGCCUGCUUCCUGACCAGGGGGGACUUGUGGAUCAGCUGGGAGGAGGGCAUGAAGGUGUUUGAGGAGUUCCUGUUGGAUGCAGACUACUGUGUGAACGCUGGGAACUGGAUGUGGCUGUCGGCCAGCGCCUUCUUCCACCAGUACACCCGCAUCUUCUGCCCCGUGCGCUUCGGGCGCCGGACUGACACCGAUGGACAGUACCUCAGGAAAUAUCUACCAGUGCUGAAGAACUUCCCCUCCAAGUACAUCUACGAGCCGUGGACUGCUCCUCUGGAAGUGCAGCAGGAGGCUGGGUGUAUAAUCGGGAAGGACUAUCCCCAGCCCAUGGUGAACCACCAGGAGGUCAGCCAGAGGAACAUGGCCCUGAUGCGGCAGCUUCGGAGUGAGCAGGAGGGCACCGCCCAGCUGACCCGAGAUGUGACGGACGACCCAAUGGAGUCUGGCGUGAAGAGGGACCGCCAAGACAGCGGGCCCUCGGAGGACGCGUCCGAGACGCUGGAGAGAGCCAACAAGCGCUUCAGCCCCGACGGAGACUGCAAGGCCCAGUCCGUCAGCUGGACCUCCGACCCCAUCCGUCUGCCCGAGCUCAGCGAAGGGGUCAUGUGACUCGGGGAUGGUCAUGUGACGUGAUGGGGGAGGGGGGGCUUCUCUCUGCUCCUGUGGCAGGCGGGGACCUGACCCAAACCAAAGCACGGACCACUGAAAACAUUCAUACUACUAAUAAUCUCGACUGAAAUGGCUGUGGACUGGCAACACAACGACAACACUGUUGGAGGCCGACUUUCAAACUGAGGAAAUGCAUGCAUAUUGCACCGAGUUGAUCUGCUUGCUUUUCAUGCAUACUGCAUGCACCUGAGAACUUUUUGUUCUAGCUGUAUAAGCUAUGAUGUGUAGUUUCUUGUAAUAAUCGUACUACCUCCGAUUUUGUUAGCUGUAUACAGACAGUGGUACAGUUGGCAGUAGUCUUACCGCAUACAACACAGUGCUUCCUGAUGCCAAGUAGUCUCCACCCCUCCUCCCAUGCUUCAUGAUUCAUGUCGAUGGAUUAGAUCAGGGCUCCUCUGUCUUAUCCUGAAAGGGCUGGUGUGGGUGCUGGCUUUCCUUCCAACCAAGCAGUAACACACUUGAUUCUAUUAAUCAACCACCAGAGUCUUUGCUAAGGGCCCUGAUUAGUAGAAUCAGGUGUGUUGCUGCUUGGUUGGAACGAAAGCCUGCACCCACACCGGCCCUUUCUGGAUAAGAUUGAGGAUCCCUAGAUUAGAUGAUCUCUUAGGUUUCCCUUUAAUAUAUACCUGAUGUGAACCAAUGUAUGCCUUUUAAAUUAAUAUUGUGACUCAUACUUGUGGAAUACAAAAUGUUUUGUCAGGUUUAAAUUUUUAAAAUUUGAGUACGAGGGCACUUACCUAUUUUUUGGAGAAUAUGUGUGAAUGGAACCUGGGAGCGCUACACGGCACGGGUAUAAAAGACUGAAAAUGGAAAAAGGAAAAAAGAUUUUUCCAGUUGUAGGGUCCUUGUUCUUUUUUUUUUUUUUAAGAAAAUGGCAAUGCAUGAGGCAAUUUCCCAUCACCAUUGGUUGUGUUCUGAUUUGAGAGACAAUCAAGAAUCAUUUGAAAUAUAAAGCCCUUCUACCAUGUCAUAUUUUAUCCUUAUUCAGGUUGGUAAACUGGCAUUGUGUAACUUUAUUUGUGUAUCUAACAGAAAUAGAUUCUAAAAUAGAUAUUUUUUUCUGUG
Molecule: messenger RNA, 3106 nt
Organism: Anguilla rostrata (American eel)
Lineage: Eukaryota; Metazoa; Chordata; Actinopteri; Anguilliformes; Anguillidae
Gene: cry4
Product: cryptochrome circadian regulator 4
Exons: 11
Coding region: 296-1981 (561 amino acids)
Biological process (GO): circadian regulation of gene expression; entrainment of circadian clock by photoperiod
Cellular component (GO): cytoplasm; nucleus
Molecular function (GO): FAD binding; deoxyribodipyrimidine photo-lyase activity; DNA binding
Source: RefSeq, a predicted model, not a curated record